UUGAUGAACAGUGAUUCAUGGAUGGGCAUUGUAAGAACUUGUUGGGCGUUAGCUGGGUACAGUACAGGGGCAGCAGAUCACAAUAGAAAAGUCCCUGGCUCAGUCAUUUCCUGCUCCUGAAGGAUCUUUACUGAUCAAAUCUGAUGAAUUUGACUGUGCUUGUGUCUGUGUAAAAUAACCCUCCCUUACUCUGUACUGUAUGUGCCUGCUGCCUUUCAUGUCUUUCGUUGAACACAACCAGUAGGAUACUGCAUGAAGGUUAAUCUGGGAUUAAGAUGAGACCCCCAAACCUGUAUUACUCUUGUCCUGAUGCAGUUUCAAACCCGGGCCUCCAGGGCUGAACGGAUAGUAAAUCAGCCACCAAGCCCCUCUAUUUACAUCACAUUUUCACCAAAGUUGGCAUGAUCACUGCCUUGCAUUGACAUUGCCGUGAGUUUUUUUUUUGCUGUAUUUGCUUGCUUCCUUUUUUAUUUGUAUUCCCUCUUCCCCCUAAGUGGCUGUAAGAGAUGUCCUUGCUUUUUGUUUUCUUGCUCACAGUCCUGUUCCAGCCAGACUGCAGCUUACGUCUAGUCAGCUAAUCAAUCUCACAGAUAACCUGCUGGCUGUGCGUUAUAAUAGAGCCUCGGGGUGGUGCUCCCGGAUCUCACUGAGCGCCACGCGCAUCGGAGAACGACGCUAAUUAUUUUAAAGAUGCAGACUGUCUGGUCUUGUCUGCUCUCAAACAAAGUGGUGAGCGACUGUACGAUCUGAUCUGGACAAGUGAAAGGUGACCUUGUUUGAAAAUGAUGAUAGCCUUUGGAGCACACUUUUUUUUUCAAGCCCCUUUGCUGGAGAUGGGACCAAUAUAUCUAUCAAUCAAUCAAUCAAUCAAUCUUUAUUUUAUAUAGCGCCUUUCAUAGUGGACCACCAUCACAAAGUGCUUUACAAAAUGCAGUAAGAACAAGAAAAUCCAUAAUACUUUAAAUACGGAGAAAUGCAUCAUACAUAGUAAAAAAAAAAAAAAAAAGCAUAAUACAUUGAAUACAGUAUAAAGUGCAUAAUACAUGAUAGUAGCAUAAUACAUGAAAUAGUACAUUAAAUACAGUGGAAAGUGCAUAAUACAUGAUAGUAGCAGCAACACUAAGUACAUCCGCAUCCGGGAGGGAAAGGUAGGGACGGACUUUGGAGAUGUUUUGAAGAUGGUAGAAGGAAGAUUUGACUGGUGGUUUUCAUAGGAUCUUACACACUAAUUGCUGUUAAAAUCUGUCCAAAUAUAAGUUGAUCAUAUACAUCAAAUAUGCUGUUUUUAUCAGGUUUUUGCAUUUGUUUGAUUUCUGUUUGCUCUGCAGGACUUCUUGAAGACCAAUGCUUUUCCAUUACCGUCUCAUUAGUUGCCAACAGAUGACAAUAUUGUAAAGAGCCCCAUUAUUAGAUCAAUAGUCCUGCUAGUAGCUCGUUGAUGGGUUCGGUGGCGUGCGUAUCCUAGGAGCUCUGCUCUGCACAGCGUGCUUCAGCAAAGUGCAGGAAGCCAGUAAAGCAACAGGGGAUCCAGGGAGCAAUAAACCCGGGAUGGGCAAAACACAACUGCUAAUUCUCUCAGACGCUUUCUUCUCAGCAGUUUUAAUUAACAAAACUUCUCAUAAAAGAAGACACGCACAACUGCAUUUGAUAGUCUAGUCAAGCCAAGAAACACCUGCAUAAGCACAGGAGCGCCUGGUAGCAGUCCUAAAGCAGCUGGGCUCUGGUGUUUUGGGAUGUCUGUGGGACUGUUGCUCUGGAGUAAAGCAUAUAGGCGUGUGGUCAUCAGAGCUGUCCUGCAUUGGCAGGAUCCGGCCUCAGAUGGCCAAGGAGAAGAUAGAAGGAUGUCACAUCUGUACGCUGGUGACCCCAGGGGAGCCCCAGGUGCUGCUGGGAAAGGACAAGGCUUUCACCUACGACUUUGUGUUUGACCGGGACUCCCAGCAGCAUGAGAUCUACAGUGCCUGCGUGGAGAAGCUCAUUGAGGGCUGCUUUGAAGGCUACAACGCCACUGUGUUCGCUUAUGGGCAGACCGGGUCUGGGAAGACGUACACAAUGGGGACGGGCUUCGACAUGAACAUCAGCGAGGAGGAGCAGGGCAUCAUCCCGCGGGCCAUCAAGCACCUGUUCCAGGGGAUCGAGCACCGCAAAGGGGAGGCACAGGAGCGGGGGGAGCAGGCACCCGAGUUCAAAGUUAGCGCGCAAUUCUUAGAGCUCUACAAUGAGGAGAUCCUGGACCUGUUUGACAGUGCGCGGGACCCAGACUCCCGUCACAGGAAGUCCAACAUUAAAAUCCAUGAGGACAGCAGCGGAGGAAUCUACACCAGCGGGGUGACGUCACGCCUGGUUCACUCCGAGGACGAGCUGAUUCAGUGUCUGAAGCUGGGCGCUCUGUCCCGCACCACGGCCAGCACGCAGAUGAACGCUCAGAGCUCCCGCUCGCACGCCAUCUUCACAAUCCAGCUGUGCCAGAUGAGAGUCUGCAAACGGCCGGGGCUGGCCAAUGGCGAGAUGAAUGGCGUUUCGAAUGGCCCGCUCACCCAGCCUGUGAGUGAAUAUGAGACUCUCAGCGCAAAGUUUCACUUCGUGGACCUGGCGGGAUCGGAGCGGUUAAAAAGAACCGGGGCCACAGGAGAGCGGGCCAAGGAGGGCAUCUCCAUCAACUGUGGGCUGCUUGCCCUGGGGAAUGUCAUCAGUGCGCUGGGGGAUCAGAGCAAGAAGAGCUGCCACGUGCCUUACAGGGACUCCAAACUAACACGACUGCUGCAGGACUCGCUGGGCGGGAACAGUCGGACAGUGAUGAUCGCGUGUGUGAGCCCGUCGGACCGGGACUUCAUGGAGACCCUGAAUGCGCUGAAUUACGCCAACCGUGCGCGCAACAUUAAGAACAAGGUGGUAGUGAACCAGGACAAGACGAGCCAGCAGAUCAGUGCACUGCGGGCCGAGAUCGCUCGACUGCAGAUGGAGCUCAUGGAGUACAAGGCGGGGAAGCGUGUGGUCGGGGAGGACGGCUCGGAGGGUUUCAGCGACCUGUUCCAGGAGAACGCGAUGCUGCAGAAGGAGAGUGACACCCUGAGGAUGAGGGUCAAGGCCAUGCAGGAGACCAUCGACGCACUCAACAACCGCAUCACACAGCUGCUGUCCAAUGAGAUCUGUCAGGUCCUAGCCAAAGCCGGCGAUGGCAAUGAAGAAAUAGGUGCAUUAAUCCAGAACUACAUCAGAGAAAUCGAGGAGCUCAGGAGCAAACUGCUAGAGAGUGAGGCGAUGAACGAGUCUUUGCGGCGCAGCGUCUCUCGUCUGUCCUCCCGCUCGCCUUACGCAGCCGGACUGACCCCCAUCGGAACCCCGGGCAGCCCUGCCGUCUCCAUGGAGACACAGGCCUCUGACGUCAUCAGGAGGGCGAAGCAAGACAUCGAGAAGCUGAAGAAGAAAGAAAAGAAGCAGCGAAGGAAAAGCCCGGAGAAGGAGGGUUUCAAGAAGAGAGCUAAACUCCAGCAUGAGAACGGGGAGGCGGAGUCCGAUGAAGCGGAGGAGGAGGAAGAGCAGGAGGAGAGUGGCUGUGAGGAGGAGGAAGAGGAGGAGGGGGAGGGGAGAGAGGAGGAGGAGUACGAGAGCGAGGAGAGCCUGCAGGACUCCGACUCCGACUCCGAAGAGAAAGAUAACUACCAGGCGGACCUGGCUGAGCUGACGUGCGAGAUCGAGAUCAAGCAGAAGCUGAUUGACGAGCUGGAGAACAGCCAGAAGAGGCUCCACACGCUGAAGCUGCAGUACGAGCAGAAACUCAUCAUGCUGCAAAACAAGAUCCGAGACACCCAGCUGGAGAGGGACCGGGUGCUGCACAACCUCAUGUCUAUGGAGAACUACACAGAGGAGAAGGCCAGUAAGAUCAAGUCGGACUACGAGAAGCGGCUAAAGGAGAUGAACCGCGACCUGCAGAAGCUGCAGGCGGCGCAGAAGGAGCAUGCGCGGCUCCUCAAGAACCAGACCCGCUACGAGAGGGAGCUCAAGAAGCUGCAGGGAGAAGUGGCUGAGAUGAAGAGAGCCAAGGUUGCUCUGAUGAAGCAGAUGAAGGAGGAGCAGCAGAGGAGGAGGCUGAUCGAGGCCAAGCGAAAUCGCGAGAUCGCCCAGCUGAAGAAGGAGCAGCGCAGGCAGGAGUAUCAAAUUCGAACUCUGGAGUCGCAAAAGAGGCAACAAGAAAUAGUUCUGAAAAGGAAAACUCAGGAGGUCUCCGCUCUGCGCCGGCUCACCAAGCCCAUGUCGGACCGGGUUGCAGGCCGGGUCAGUCGGCGCCUCAACACCCUGGACUCGGGUGCGGAGCUGUCUGCCAGCACCACCUCCUCAGAGCCCGAGUCUGCGCGCUCCGUUUCCAACAUCGUGCGGCAGUGGAACAAGAAGAUGAACGGAUACGUGGGGGAGCCCGAGCCAGCGGUCAAUGGAGCGGUCAACGGGGCCCGCACCCCCAGGAAGAAGUUCCAGAGGAAGGGGGUGGGCGGCAGCUUUGCCAAGGUGGCUCGGCAGAAGUGGCAGGCUUUGGAGCGCCGGAUCAUGGACAUAGUCAUGCAGAGAAUGACCAUCACUAACAUGGAGGCAGACAUGGACCGGCUCAUCAAGAAACGUGAGGAGCUGGCGGUGCAGCAGGAGGCGCUGCUGAGGAAGAGGGAGAAAUUCCUGAACGACCCGCUGGAGGACGAGAAGCCCCUGCAGGAGAUGAACGAGGAGAUUGAGGUCCUGAACGCCAACAUCGACUACAUCAACGAUAGUCUCUCUGACUGCCAGGCCACCAUCAUGCAGAUCGAGGAGACCAAGGACGAGCUGGAUUCUGUGGACACCUCGGUGGUCAUCAGUUCCUGCUCCCUGGCAGAAGCGCGCCACCUGCUGGAUCACUUCCUCAAGGCGUCAAUUGAAAAGGGUCUGCAGGUGGCCCAGAAGGAAACUCAGAUCAGACUGCUGGAGGGUCGGCUCAGACAGACGGACAUGACCGGCUCUGCACAGAACCACAUGAUCCUGGACGCUCUGCGGGAGAAGGCGGAGUGCAUCCCGGAGCUGCAAGCGCUCAUCCACAACGUGCAGCAAGAAAACGGAUACGCCAGCACAGACGAGGAGGUGUCUGAGUUCAGCCAGGCUUCUGAGGGGAGUUUCUCACAGUCCUUUACCUUGAAGGUGUCUGCAAGCCAAGAUGAUUUUAAGCUAAAGAAUGAGCCGAAGCUGUCUGUCCAGAUGAAAGCUGUCUCUGCAGAGUACUUGGGCCCGUCUCUGGACGUGUCCUCCAGGAACAUGGCCAAGUCCCUGGCGUCUCUCAGCGAGAUCCGAGAGAACGGAGUCGUCUUCUCCAGCAGGGACUCGUACAGCAGAGACAAGGUGUCCCGCACCAUCAGCCUCCCAAUCCGGGGGAACACCUUUCCUAGGCAGUCAAGGGGACCCGAGACUUCUCCACUAAACAGAAGAAAGUCCUAUGACCGAGGACAGCCGUACAGGUCUCCAGAAGGGGGGUACACCCCUCCGUCCUCCCCUCCUCUGAGACCCCGCAAUGACAGGAAUGUCUUCUCCCGUCUCACCAGUAACCAGAGCCAGGGCUCUGCGCUGGACAAGUCUGACGACAGUGACUCCUCUCUCUCAGAGCUGCUGAGGGGUGUCAUUAAUCCCGUUGGGGGUAUCAAGGGCGCCAGGACAGCCCCUCUACAGUGUGUGUCAGUGGCAGAGGGGCACUCCAAACCAGUGCUGUGUCUGGACGCCACUGAUGAGCUGCUCUUCACUGGAUCCAAAGAUCGGACCUGUAAGAUGUGGAACCUGGUGACUGGACAGGAGAUCAUCACUCUGAGAGGCCACCCCAACAAUGUGGUCUCAGUGAAGUACUGCAGCAGUGCCUGCCUGGUCUUCACCGUCUCCACCUCGUACAUCAAAGUGUGGGACAUCCGGGACGCCGCCAAGUGUGUGCGCACACUCACGUCGUCCGGUCAGGUCAUUUCGGGUGACGCCUGUGCCAGCAACACCACUCGAACCGUCACCACUGCGCAGGGCGAGUUCCAGAUCAACCAGAUCGCUCUCAACCCCUCCGGGUCCAUGCUCUACGCUGCUGCGGGGAACACUGUCCGCACCUGGGACCUCAACAGGAUGCAGGCGAUGGGGAAGCUGACCGGGCACAUUGGCUCUGUGAUGUGCCUGACUGUGGGCCAGACAGUUGGCAACCAUGACCAGGUCAUCACAGGAUCCAAGGACCAUUAUGUCAAGAUGUUUGAUAACGCUGAGGGGACGGUGGGGAACGUGGGCCCCACUCAUAACUUCGAGCCCCCCCACUACGAUGGCAUUGAGUGCCUGGCGAUCCAGGGGGACAUCCUGUUCAGCGGGUCCAGAGACAACGGGAUUAAGAAAUGGGAUCUGGAGCAGCAGGAGCUCCUACAGCAAAUCCCAAACGCCCACAAGGACUGGGUGAGUGCCCUGGCAUACGUGCCCGGCCGGCCCAUGCUGCUCAGUGGCUGCCGAGGAGGCAUGCUCAAGGUGUGGAACGUGGACAACUUCACCCCCAUCGGAGAGAUCAAAGGGCAUGACAGCCCCAUCAACGCCAUCUGUACCAACUCCAAGCAGAUCUUCACUGCGUCCAGUGACUGUCGGGUAAAGUUAUGGAAUUAUGUUCCUGGCCUCACUCCCUGCCUCCCUCGCCGGGUCCUAGCCAUCAAGGCCCGGGCUACCACCCUGCCCUGAGUCGCCUCCUCCUCCUCUGUCCCUGCUUCUCUACUCUGCUGCUCUGCGUGAUCUGAGCGUGAAGAUCUGGCGUGCGAGAGUCGGGAAGGUUAGCUGAUUUGCUCCCGUGGUGGAGGAGUGCAGGACUCACCGGGACACAGACUCUCUGUGCAGCUCCAGCAGGGUGCAGUAUCCACCUCAUCUUGCUUCUCACAGUGGCACUUUGAUCAAUCAACUACUUGAAACUGAACAUUGCUGCUUUUGAUGUUGCAAGGCCCAUCCUGUUGCCUCUGGAGUACAAACAAGCGGACAGGGUGAGGGGAGGGGCUUGGCGCUUGCGCUGUAAUGGUGAGGAAAGCUUCAAUUAGAUUGUGAAGCUGUGUGUCUGGUUUACAGGACAGUGUGCCUGCUGUGAGUGCCCGUCCUCCUUGCAGCAGGAGGAGGUUAAUACUGCCUUCGGAAUGCAUCAGUGCCAACCUAAGAGUGUCGUUUCUUGGAUGCUUCUUGAACAGUGGUCAAAAAUACAGACGGACAUUCUUUCAGAGGCAAAGACACUCACACUGAGAAGUGGAAAUCCUUUUAGAAGAAUCUGUAUGCUUUAAAGGUGCCCAUGCUGGCUUCAUAGAAUAGAUGAAAGGGCUGUUUCAAAAGCAACAGGAAGUCUGGGUUUUGUGUGAUCCCACUCUUAAAGGGACAAUGUCCCAAAACAUGCUUUUAAAUAGUAUUUUUUUGCAAGCUUUUAGCCUGCCUGUUGAGCUCACAUAGUGUCCUUCCCAAGGACCCCUGUAGCAGCUCCUGGUUUAUAAUUAAUAUUUAAUCCUGGGGCUGAAGGCAGGCAGGUUUCAAAGAGGAAUGAAGAUUGUGUCUCUCCAGCUGAACACCCCUUAAGGGAAUGGAAGGAAUGCGUCUUUCUUUUUGAAGGGGGCACAGAAGACUAAACUAAUAGACAUGCUCGUGGUCACUGGACUGUUGUCAUGGUACAUUUCAAUGAGCUGUCAUUUUGAAAUCAGCUUCACCUGACCUUUUGGUGCCUACAAACAUUGUAUAUUAAAGGGUACCUGUAGUGGCAGUGAAUAUAGAAUCAUUUCAAUAGAAAACAUGUGGCUGAAAACUUCUGACACAUUGUGAAGCACCUGCUCCGCCAAUUUACGAUAUAAAAGCAAUAAGACAACGUUCAGCUUCUCUGUAUUGGGGCUCUCAUAGGCACACGGAUAUGACGUUGGGUCGUUGAUGUCCCUAUUUCAGAACACUGAUAGUCUAUAGCUGCAGCUAACACAAUUAUUUGCGACGGCAUUUAUCCGAUUUAUUAUGGAUGAAAAAAAGUCCAAUAGAAGGGUACUUAUAUGAAGCGUUGAGGUCUGACUACCCCAGUUUAACUUUGUCAGGCAGUGAUAGUGAAUAUUCAGACAUGGAUAACAAGGAGUCUGCAACCAGCCUAAUCUGAGACAACUGAACCAAGAAUGCUCCACAUACUUCAUGCACUUGUUGUAAAUGUGUCAAUUAUUUUUAUACAAAACCUCCAUACCAUGCACAUCUAAAGUAAAAUCACUCUAGAUUUGCCUACACAGAACAAAGCACUCUGUACUGUAAGUGGUCGAGAUACAUUUAUUACACUAUGUAACACAAUUUUUGUUCCUGGGUAGUAAGUGUUAUUUCCUAAUUGCUUAUGCCUCAAAAGUAUAGAAAAUGGCUAUUAUUCCCCACAAACUUUGCUUUUGUGACCAGGACAGUGAUAUUUUGAAAUUUACCUAUUUCCAAUGAGAAAAUGGGCGAAUUUGUGUCUUUUCGUUCACAUAAAGUCAGAAAAAAACAACAUAUGAAUCCAAAUUAACAUGUAUUUAUACUAAAGUAAUACAAAAAUGACUACAAAAGAUUUAGAAGUGAGUAGUUUUUCGAGAUUUACGAUUAUACUGUAAAUCACUUUCACAAAUCAGCCCCCAAAUGUAGUCUCCCAUCAUGUUCUCGUUAUACUGUCCUUGGUAGCGGCGUUCAAAGUCCAGUAUAUCCUGGUGGAAGCGCUCGCCUUGCUCCUCCGAGUACGCUCCCAUGUUCUCCUUGAAUUUAUCAAGAUGAGCAUCAAGGAUAUGGACAUUGAGGGACAUCCUACAGCCCAUUGUGCCGUAGUUCUUCACCAGAGUCUCAACCAGCUCCACAUAGUUUUCGGCCUUGUGAUGGCCCAGGAAGCCCCGAACCACUGCGACAAAGCUGUUCCAAGCCGCUUUCUCCUUACUAGUGAGCUUCUUGGGGAAUUCAUUGCACUCCAGGAUCUUCUUUAUCUGUGGUCCGACGAAGACACCGGCUUUGACCUUUGCCUCAGACAGCUUAGGGAAGAAGUCUUGAAGGUACUUGAAGGCUGCUGACUCCUUAUCUAGAGCUCUGACAAAUUGUUUCAUAAGGCCCAAUUUGAUGUGCAGUGGUGGCAUCAGCACCUUCCGGGGGUCCACCAGUGGCUCCCACUUGACGUUGUUCCUCCCCACAGAGAAUUCGGUCCGCUUGGAAGGGUCCACCAUGCAGAAGUAGCAGUUGCUUGAGUGGUCAGUGGGUUCCCGCCAAAUUCUUGGGAUAGCGAACUUCAUGGCUCUCUUUUCCCCUCUGUACCAUCCUACAAAAAUACAUUUAUUUCACCCAUGACUAAUGUGUAAGAGAUUCUCGCAACAUUUUUCAUAUAUGAUAUAUUUUUUCAAUAACAUUGAAAACUGUAAAACAUUUUAAAAUUAAAAACUUUUACAAUUUUAAAAAUUUUAACAAAUUUUAUAACAUAAAAUUCCGAGCAACAAUUGUCCAUCUUACCUUCCAGAGUUUUUUUUGCAGUGCUCGCAGGUGAAAUGAGGUGCCCAGGGUUUGUCUUGAUCCCCGACAGGCAUGCCGAAAUAUGCCUUGUAGGCCUCACACAUCUUAGCAGAUGCUUCCACGGAGUACUUUUUCACUCUUGUCUUGAUAAAUUGGCUGCAGACAUAGCAAAAUGCAUCUGCCGGAUGCUUGCAGCCUCUUGAUGCCAUCUCAGAAAAAUGCAGAUAUGUAUCCACUUAGGCAGCUGGAACUAAACUGAACUGGAGGGCUUAAGGCCCCUGUAUUUAUACUACUAUUUAUAUUACUGGAAAGUUCUAGAAAGUUCUAAAAGUUACUCCAAGUUUACUCAGCACUGAAUCUAUCUGGAAUGUUCUGGAAAAUAGGUACAUUUCAAAAUAUCACUGUCCUGGUUACAAAAGCAAAGUUUGUGGGGAAUAAUAGCCAUUUUCUAUACUUUUGAGGCAUAAGCAAUUAGGAAAUAACACUUACUACCCAGGAACCAAAAAAAAAAAAAAAUUGUUACACAGUGUUAUUAUUAUUAUUAUUAUUAUUAUUAUACAUUCUAGUAGAACUCUCAGAGUUUACAGCCUUGAGGCUACCUAGUAAGAGUAUAGGUUUAUUAUGAGAAUGGGAGAGGUACCGGCCAGAAAGAGAAAGGAGGAAACACACAAACAGGCAGAUUCAACCUAAAAAUACAGGAAUUGUAAUUAGUGAAAAAUUACAAAAAACACUCGUUUCAGUACAAUAGACACUAAUGAGCAAUAAUAUCACUCCAGCCAGAGUAAAAUUGCAGCAGAGAAAAUGAUCAUUUCUAACAGAAAGUAGUGAGAACAGAGAAAACAGCAUUGAGAGCCUACUACACACACAUGUGAAAACAGCAUUGCGAACUUGCGACACACACACGUGAAAACAGCAUGCGAGCCUCUACACACACACAUGAAAACAGCAUGCGAGCCUGCGACACACACACGUGAAAACAGCAUUGCGAGCCUGCGACACACACACGUGAAAACAGCAUGCGAGCCUCUACACACACACAUGAAAACAGCAUGCGAGCCUGCGACACACACACGUGAAAACAGCACUGCGAGCCUGCGACACACACACGUGAAAACAGCACUGCGAGCCUGCGACACACACACGUGAAAACAGCAUGCGAGCCUCUACACACACACAUGAAAACAGCAUGCGAGCCACUACACACACACAUGAAAACAGCACUGCGAGCCUGCGACACACACACGUGAAAACAGCACUGCGAGCCUGCGACACACACACGUGAAAACAGCAUGCGAGCCACUCUACACAUACAUGUGAAAACAGCACUGCGAGCCUGAGACACACACACGUGAAAACAGCAUGCGAGCCACUCUACACAUACAUGUGAAAACAGCACUGCGAUCCUGCGACACACACACAUGUGAAAACAGCGAAAAACUGAAGUGUAACAAAUUCCAAACUGGAAAACGAUAAAGAGAAAGCCGAAUACUUCUCUUUUUUCCUAGAAUUCAUACAAGUGUAUUUUUCAAGCUUUUGUAAACUGCUACAACUGAUAACAAAUAAAGUACAUCAAAGUGUGCAAUAAAAAUCCUGAAAUGCUAGUAUCUCAGGCUUCUGCUUGUGACAUUGUUGCAAAGCAUAAAGGCCUUCACCAUUCACAUUUAACUCUGGAAAUACAAUAAAAACCCCGUCCAGGUGGCAAUUUCUUUUUUUUUUAUUUUAGCUGCCACAAGCAGACAAUGAACCAUAAGGUACUGAUCCUCCUCAUACUUGAAAUCUUUGUUCUUAGUAACACACUGGUGUAACACAUUAGCUGUCACAUGAACUAAACCCAUUGGCUAGGUCAGAGGUAUGCAACUCCGGUCCUGAAUUGCUGUUCCAUUCCAGUUUUAACAGGCUGAAUGAAAUGGUUGGGUUUUAUUGCUUCAUCUUAUGAAUUAAUACAUGGUUGGAACAAAGACCUGGGCUGGAAUUGCAAAGUUUGCUUCCCCCUGGGCUAGAUAGUUCUUCAACUCUAAAUAAAUAUUUAACAUAUUAAAUACAAUGCCUGUUAAACAGAUCGCAGUAGAGAACACAGGCCAGUUAGAUUCAAUAAGUGUAGCUUUAUCAUACAACCAGCACUCCAGAUAAGCUGUGCAAAGCAUUGAGAAAAGAUGAAUUCCGUAUGAUAUUUAAAUGGAAUGCGUAACGAAUCCGCGCAGCAAUUUCACUGCACAGAUUGAGUCGCAUGUUACCGAGCUUCUUGUACUUCAUUAGUUCCCAGCGUCUCAAAGGUCAGUAGAGACUGCCUGGAAAUUGCCAGAAACAUGUGACCAAAAAGUCAGGAUUUUCAGUUAAAACAAUCCACUCACUUGCAGUAUGUGUUUGUGACUAGUGAACUGAAUUUCUGGAAGAUAAAUCUAUAUAAUAUCUACACUGUUCUGUGUUUAAAGAGAGUCGGGUGCUUUAUGUUGCUACAGUAAAGUGAUCAAGCAGGAAUACAAUGGUAUCAUUGCAUUAGAAAUCUGUAUGAUGUGCCUGCAGGCUUUUUGUUAAGUAUAUUCCAUCUGCAGCAUUGGAAUAUAAAACAUUCGGUUUCUGUGUUUAUUUGCUUCAUAGCCACAUUGUUUGUGGUCAAUAAAGCAAAUAAUAAUAAUUGUUGUUGUACGGGGGGGGGGGGGGUCAUGACAAGUGAGCUCCGACAAUUCAUUGAUCUCCAUUGAGUGGCACCGUUAAGAGCUAGAAUUGCCAGCAGGACGCCAGGAGAGCAUUCACACUGCUGUGGGGCAGAGCCAUUGUCACAAACAGCUGAUCUCUUACCUUAAUGCCUACUCAACAGCAGUGCCAAUACAUAUGUGUGGGUGCUUAGUCAAAAUACUAAAUAAUAAUAAUUAUAAUAAAAACUUGAAAGACAUGCCGGCAAAUGCAGCAUUUACUGUACAAGACUUGAAUUCUCAUUUCAGUAUUUUUGUGUUUGUUUAGUGAGCCAGUUAUCAGCCAGUACUGUAGAGGGAGCCAGUAGCUUCCCUAACCGAACAACUAAAUGUAACCUAUAUGUAGAUAUAAGAG
This is a messenger RNA of Acipenser ruthenus (sterlet), 12513 nucleotides long. Its product is annotated as kinesin-like protein KIF21B. NCBI's taxonomy places the organism in Eukaryota, Metazoa, Chordata, Actinopteri, Acipenseriformes, Acipenseridae. The transcript is spliced from 36 exons. The record is from RefSeq and is a predicted model, not a curated record. Gene Ontology annotation, biological process: mitotic spindle organization; microtubule-based movement. The coding region runs from base 1819 to 6696 and encodes 1625 amino acids. Gene Ontology annotation, molecular function: microtubule binding; microtubule motor activity; ATP binding.